AUGCUGAUUACUCUAGAAUGCGUUCUACUUGCGUUACAAGCGGUUGCUGCAGUUCGAAUUCCAUUAGAUUCGUCAACUGGAAUUGCCGGCCAAUCAAGCAAUAGGCUAUCGAAACGAUCACCCGUUGAAUUGGGUCUUGGUGCUAGCCGAUGUUUCGCGAUAAAAUCCAAUGUUUAUGGAGUUGAUUUGAAUUUACUAGUCGAUUCAUCAGUUUCCGAUAUAGUCGUACCACUUCCUAGUUCAAGCAACGAUGUAGGUUUGGCUAUACAAAGUAUUCCAGGUGGACAACCCGUUACUAUAAAUUACAAAGGCGAUGAGUAUAAUGGAAUUAGUUCCACAACCGCUGUGACGAUUCCGGGUACUAGGAUAACUGGAAUUGAUUUACCAGUAUUGGCAGUUCAAAAAAAGUCGGCAAGUCUAAUUGGUAUCAAUCCAAAGUUUGAUGGAGUAUUUGGAUUUGGUCACCCAUCGUUGUCAAAGCAUCAUUCACCAAUCACUGCGAUAAAUGUUUUGUAUAAUGAUGGUGUCAUUUCUAAAAACGAGGUUGGUCUUCAACUAUGUCCGUAUGAAAUGCUUUCAGAUAGCUUCAUCAAUAUAGGAAACACGGAUAUAACUGAAAAAUGCGGAACGAAUGGAAAAAGUAUUGCGUGGGUACAAUCGCCACCAAACAGUUACUCUACUGUCAACAUCAAGAGUAUACUAGUUAAUGGCGAAAAAGUGGAUCUGCCUGCUGGAUUCCAAAAAAAAGUGGAACAUGGACGUACUUUGUACUCGAGUUUGGAAACAUGUUCUACAUAUAUGCAUUUCCCUGAAACAGUCGUGGCAGCGUUGAUUAGUGCUAUUCUUGAUAAUGGUGCAAUCACUGUCAAAAGUAAUCUGUUUGAUGACCAGCUCAGUAAAGAAGAAAUUGAAAAAAUAUUUUUAAAACACUAUCUAAUGCCCACAUCCAACUACAAUAUCAAGUGGGACAGGAUGCCAACGCUUUCAAUUACAAUGCAUGCUGAAACUCCCGUAACUGUUGAAAAUCGCAAUUCCGUUGUAACAAUCAAAUUGGGUCCUAGAAGCUAUAUGCAGAGAUAUGAUUCUAAAAGAUUUGAAUUUGCUAUAGAAGUUGGUUCAGAUUAUUAUGCAGCUCUUGGUAUUCCAUUUAUGAACCAACUUGGAUUGACAUUUGAUCGAAGACAUGCACGCAUUGGGUUUGGUCCUGGAUGUGGAUGCGAAGCCGCGACUGAUGGAUAUCCCAGUAUUUCGACCGGUUAUCGAGUGCUCUGGCCAUUAACACAAUUGUCUGAACAACCAAGUACUUCAGGCUCAGGUGGUGCAUCUACUCGCAGGAGGAAACCAACAACUGCAGCUGAUCAAGCAGUCGUGUCUGAAGACACUCACGACACUGCCAAGAGUCACAAACAGACUCUCAAUAAACUCGACUGA
This is a messenger RNA of Batrachochytrium dendrobatidis JAM81, 1431 nucleotides long. RefSeq lists its product as uncharacterized. NCBI's taxonomy places the organism in Eukaryota, Fungi, Chytridiomycota, Chytridiomycetes, Rhizophydiales. The record is from RefSeq and is a predicted model, not a curated record. Gene Ontology annotation, molecular function: aspartic-type endopeptidase activity. The transcript has 4 exons. Bases 1 to 1431 code for a protein of 476 amino acids. Gene Ontology annotation, biological process: proteolysis.